Lotus japonicus is the source of this 1269-nucleotide messenger RNA. RefSeq lists its product as uncharacterized. The coding region runs from base 688 to 1110 and encodes 140 amino acids. The transcript is spliced from 3 exons. The record is from RefSeq and is a predicted model, not a curated record. Lineage: Eukaryota; Viridiplantae; Streptophyta; Magnoliopsida; Fabales; Fabaceae.
CCUUACCUUCUGCCGUUUCAUCAAUCAGGCUUUUCCUCUCUCAAGUCUUUUUGUUUUCCAACUUCUCCCCACGUGUGCUUAUCUUCUCAAGUAUUUAUUUUCAUUUCUUUCAAGUGGCUUCUUGGUCACAGAGUUCUAUCCUCUGCAAUUUUCCUUUUUUUUGCUUUUUCCUUCUUUCUCUAACCCUAGCCCUACAAUGCGUCGGGUAGAAGAUAUGCCAUGGCUUUCGUACAAGUACUUGAUUACAAUUUCUUCCCGAAGUGGGAGCGUGAAGGGGAAGUUGAUCGCUCUUUCAUCCGUGAAUAUGCGGAUGAAAUUGGCGACAUUUGGGCCUUGAUAGACCCGGCUGGUAAUUCCCAUGUUGUUCAAUGAACACUGAUAUGCCUAGUCUUACACAUGGGUGGUAUAAUCUGAGGGAUUUCUAUCAACUUGAGGGUGACUAUCCCUUUUCCCUGGACUAUGUUGGGAAUUCUGUUUUUCACAUCUCAAUAAAAAGAUCAUGAAAGGAAAGAGGUUCUUUAUUCAGCGUUUGGAGAUCCUGUGUUCCGUGUUGCUGGACACGCGCAGGCAGGACAUGGAGAAUCUUCAAGUCCAGAUCUUUCCGAUUCGGAUGAUGAUGUUGUCAUUCCUGAAGCCGUUGUUGAACCAGAAGCUGCUCCUGGUAUUUUGGAUUUAGAGCAUGUUGACAUGGUUCCUGGCCUUGAUGGGGAACCAGAAGCUGCUUCUGUUCUGGUUGAUGGGCCUCAGAUUCCUGAAGUUGCUAAGGUUAUGGAAGCUGAUCCAAUUGAAAUAGUUCCUGGCUUUGAUGGUGUUUUUGAGUGUGUUUUCACUCAUGUGAUCUCUUAUGACCAGGCUACCGGCUAUGUGAUGCGUGUUCCAACCUCUAUUAGGAAUUAUCUUAGAGAAGCGCAAGUUGAUAGGUGGUUGUUUGUUGGAACUUCUGGUGCUGAGGUUGAGUGUAGAAUCAUCAAGCCAACGGACAUAAAUUUUGUGGAAAUUGGCCAAGGAUGGAAGACCUUCUGUGAGGUUAACUAUGUGUUGCCUUUUGAGGAACUCACAUUUAGGUUUACAAAUCCUGGUCUUAGGAUUGUUUAUGUUUCUCAAGUUUAAAAGGUUUGAAUAUGGAUAAUCAUGUGUUUGGGGUAUUUUGUUCCUCUUCUUUCAGUUUUCACUUCAUCUAUUUGAAUGGACAAUGAAUGUAUUCUUAAUUUCGGAUUUUCUAUCCCUUUUUUGACUAAUGCAAUCAGUGUGUAGAUGAAUUUGCGUGAA